Messenger RNA from Trichoplusia ni (cabbage looper), 1846 nucleotides. RefSeq names its product macrophage mannose receptor 1-like. Lineage: Eukaryota; Metazoa; Arthropoda; Insecta; Lepidoptera; Noctuidae. The record is from RefSeq and is a predicted model, not a curated record. The transcript has 6 exons. Bases 115 to 1083 code for a protein of 322 amino acids.
CACUAAACUUUGAACACCAUAGUUUUUAGAAACCGUAUCUUUUUUCAUAGUAAUGUUAUUGAAAUUACCCGUAUUUUGUAACACUAGUAGCACAACUAUCAGGGGGCUCUCAAAAUGAAGUGGUGUUUAAGAUUGAUUGUGUUAAUUCUUUUUAUUCGAUUUAUAGAAUCCUCAUUUAGAUGCGACUACACGUUCAGUACAGUCGCAAUGGCCUGGUUUAAACAUUUUGUGAUCCCCGCCACUUGGUUCGAUGCCCGUUUGAGGUGCAAUCUUGAAGGUGCAACUCUAGCUUCACCGACGACACCAGAAAUCGAUGCUGAAAUGACUCACAUUUUAAAGAAUUUCUUCUCUGCCGAAAGUGAAAUUUUUACUGGUAUUCAUGCGACCUUUUCUCAAGGAGACUACUAUACUAUUGAAGGUAUCCCGUUAGCCGAAAUCUCUGCAACUUGGGCUGAGGAUGAGCCCAACAAUUUGGGCAACAAUGAAAGUUGUAUAACAUUGAAUCACCAUGGAGAUUUAGCUGAUCGUUCUUGUGAAGAAACACGCCCAUACAUUUGUUAUAGAAAAUAUGAACUUGAAAAGGAAGCCAACGAAUGUGGAACUGUUGAUUCAGAAUAUCGUUUAGACACCAGAACGAACAAAUGCUACAAAUUCCACACACAACCUCGUACGUUUUGGAGAGCUAACUUCGUAUGCUCUGCUGAAGGCGGCCAUCUUGCAAUAAUCAAUAGCGAAACUGAAGCGAAGGUUCUAAAAGAACUGUUCGCUAAAUAUCCUGCAGUUAAGAUGACUGGAAUCUUCUGGAAAGAUGUUGCUUUCAUUGGCUUUGCAAAUUGGGGCGAACAAGGAGAACUGAGGACCAUCCAUGGUCAAACGCUUUGGGAAGCGGGUUACUCCAAAUUUUCUCCUGGAGAACCGAACAAUGCCACAACUGGGGAAUACUGUGGCGCGAUAUAUCGUACUAGUUUAUUGAUCGAUUUGUGGUGUAACAAUGUAUACGCUUUUAUUUGUGAAAAAGAUCCGAAAUACCCCGCAGUAUGCACUGCACAUUUAAAUGAUGCGAACGUUGAGACAAAGAGUUAAGCACUAGUAUCAUGAUAUUAAUAAUAAUUUUCGUAAGUCGUAUUCAUAAUAACUUAUAUGAUAAUGGUUUACUCACGCGUAUUUAUCGGGAUCGCUCGAUUAGUUUCGGACCGAAGCCCUGAAUCAUGGGAUGACGCGACUGCGGAAUGGGAAGUCAGAAAUCGACUCAAUGAAAUCUGGCUUGGUCCAAAACUAGUCGGGCGAUCCCGAUAAAUACGGGUGAGUAUAGGUAGAGUAGCAGUUAAAUAAAUAAGUGUACUGAUUGCUUUACAUUACAAGAAAAAGAAACAAGAUAUACAUUUUUGAUCUAACUAUCAUGAGACAUUCAAUUUGAACUAUAACGUGCACUGUCAACAGAACAUAAUUCAGGAAUCAAUUGAAAAAAAGAGACAAUUCUGUGUGUGCUCUCUCAUUUUCUCAGUGACAAAUAAAAAGUUCGUUACAGAUUUACUUAGGGCUAAUUUGAUUGAUAUUGAAAUCUUACAUUUUAUACCAUUUCACUUAUAACGAUGACAUUUUAAUAUAAAGUCAAGGUCUACUGACUGCUAUACUUCGUGAAGAUAGCAAUAAUGAUGUUAAAGAGAAAUUUUGUCAUUAUUUGUCUUCACCUGUCAACGUACGCCUAUACUUUCAAAAUCCUUAAUUUGACUUGUUAUAAAACGACUUUUAGUGAUGUACACUGAUUUUAAUCGAUAGUUUUUAGUUUUGUUCAAUAUUUGUCCUCAGUAAUGUUUUUAGUAUUACCUUGUUUAUUAAGAGGAGC